Messenger RNA from Suillus subalutaceus, 1716 nucleotides. RefSeq lists its product as uncharacterized. The coding region runs from base 1 to 1716 and encodes 571 amino acids. The record is from RefSeq and is a predicted model, not a curated record. Lineage: Eukaryota; Fungi; Basidiomycota; Agaricomycetes; Boletales; Suillaceae. The transcript has 10 exons.
AUGCCAUCACAAACCGAAUCCAACAAUGCUUUGGCGCUUGCCGACAAGUCUGUGCACGCUGCAGUCCGCCAAAUCAAAAUCUACGAGUUAGAUGGCUGGGUGGUUGUUGACCAGGCCCAUACGAUCGCGUGGAUGGUGUCUGAAGCACUCCAGCAACAUGGCCAGAAUUGCUUGGACAUGCUGCCAUUCCUUCUUUCUGCUGCCGCUGAGGUCCGGGCAACCAUAAAUCAGACUCUCGCACCCAAAUGGGCCUGUGUGCAGGAUGAUGAUCCACAUAUGGAGUCACACCCCUUCUUCCCAAAGGUUGUCAGAUAUACACUAGCAUCAGCAUCAGCACCAGCACCAGCACCAGCACCAGCACCAGUGCCAGUGCCAGCAUCAGCACCGGCAGUCUCCCUGGUCACACACCCAGUUCCCAAACAGCUGAAGAAAUGCAAGGUCUUGAAGCCCUUGUCCAAGGCCAUCAUCUCCAACACCAAGGAUGAGGAAGGGCAGCCAGGAGGGACCAUUGUAGUUGUAAAGAUUGUUCAAUCUUUGCCUGCAGCGCAGCACGAAUCAAAGUGCAUGACAAAAGAGAUCAAGCAGGCGGAUGCCACACCCCACAUCGGCCAAGCCCAGCCAAAGGGCAAAGGAAAGGAGAAGGCCAUGGACAUUGCUGAGCCUGUCAGAGGGCGCAGGCUACUGAAGGCCUCUGCUGAAGAGAUGCAUAGGGAAGCCCUGUCUCGUCUCAUUGCAGUCGGCCAGAAGGGGCAAGCCAUGAAGUCCUGCGUCAAGUGCCACAAGAUGAAGGUGUGGUGUAACCAAUUGGCGUCAGUUGAUGCCAUCGGUCCUGCAACAACUCGGCAGGCCCCAAAGUCAUGCCCUAGGUCAAAGCCUGCAUCAGCCUCCAAGCACAGGGCUCAAUCCAGGACAACAAGAGCAACCUCCCAUGUGCGUCAACCAACUCCCAUUCUGGAGUCUGAGGAAGAAGAAGCUGUUGAGGAUACCGAUGUGCCUGUCACUGGUGAUGAUGAUGCCAAGAUGGAUGGUGAUGCUGAGGCCGAGCAGGACACUGACAUCGCUACCAAGAUGCCUGAAGCCAUCGCUUCUGCAGCUGACUUCCCUGCCGACCAUUGGCAGGAGGAGACCAACAACAUAGCCAUCCCCAUAGCCAUUCCCCCACCAAUUCCUGUGGCCGACUGCCUUUCCCUUCCAUCAGCACCUUCGUCACCCACCAUCCACAAUUGCAUGCUUGCCCUGAUGGCUCAGGUCACUGCCAUGCAAAUGGCCAAUGAGAAUGCCCUUGCCAGGAUGGACGUGAUGGAACAUGACUUCGACACCCGCAUCUCCUCGAUGUGUGCUGAGCUGUCUGCCAUGCAGCUCAAUGUUGGCGCCACUGUGACAUUGGUGGAUGGACUGGUUGGCCUAGUUGAGAAGCUUCAGCAGGAGUGGGUCCUUCCUAAUCCAUCGUUCCCACCACCAACGAUGAGACAAGGCAAUGAAUCCUCGGCCACUGCAUUAAGCAUGAGGUACUUGAACAGUGUGUUCGAUCCUUCAGUUGCUCCCAUCCCCCUUUCUGUUGGAAUCAAUCAAACCUUGGCAUCUCGCACUUUUGGCCGUUCUGACAUGCAGGGCAGCACAUUGUCAUAUACCAUAUUCCCAGGUACAGAUCCAGAUCUCAGAUCCAAUCCAGAUCCGAUGGACAUAUCCGUUGUCCAGUCCACAGAUCCGAUCUAA